Pochonia chlamydosporia 170 is the source of this 6456-nucleotide messenger RNA. Its product is annotated as ubiquitin-protein ligase E3 component (UBR1). Gene Ontology annotation, biological process: ubiquitin-dependent protein catabolic process via the N-end rule pathway; protein ubiquitination. NCBI's taxonomy places the organism in Eukaryota, Fungi, Ascomycota, Sordariomycetes, Hypocreales, Clavicipitaceae. The record is from RefSeq and is a predicted model, not a curated record. Gene Ontology annotation, molecular function: zinc ion binding; ubiquitin protein ligase activity. The transcript has 2 exons. Bases 1 to 6456 code for a protein of 2151 amino acids. Gene Ontology annotation, cellular component: ubiquitin ligase complex; cytoplasm.
AUGUCUACACAGGAGCAGCAGCUCUGUCAGCUUUUGGCAGAGCUGCCUGCCCGGUUCGACAAUCGCUACAAUGACGAGGCUGCCCGAGAGCUUCUGACAAGCUUGUUCUGGUCUCUGGCCGGCGGCAACCACGACUACAUGCGACUCUUGUUCCCCGAUGGCAGACCCUCCGAGAGUCUGAAGCUCAGUGAUGCCCAAGGAGCCGUCGAAGGCGCAGAAUACACAGAAGCAGCUCGUGGCAAGCGGUGCGGACACAUAUUCAAACCUGGCGAGGCAACCUACAUGUGCCGAACUUGCGGAACUGACGAUACAUGCUGCCUCUGCGUCCGCUGUUACGAUUCAACAGAUCAUACCGGCCACAUGGUUCGAAUACAAAUGUCUGUCGGAAACAGCGGUUGCUGUGACUGCGGGGACGACGAGGCUUGGAAGACGCCUUUAUUCUGCACCAUCCAUUCCGACAUGAAACCCGGCCAUGGCAAGGGAAAGGGCAAGGAAGCCGCUGGUCUGCCGGACGAACUUGUCAAUAGCCUCUCCAUGACCAUCGGCCGUGUCUUUGACUACAUUUGCGAUGUUAUAUCCUGUUCACCGGAGCAGCUGAGACAGACAAAGACAAAAGAAUCGAUUCUAAAAGAUGAGGAAACGUCCCGACUGACUUCUGCCUACUACGGCUCCGAAGCCGCCUCCUGCAACGAUUUUGCCCUCAUACUGUGGAAUGACGAGAAACACACUGUCCAAGAAGUUCAAGAUCAGAUUGCCAGGGCUUGUCGAAAGACCCGACGGGAUGCCGCGAGGGAUGCUGGAGAGACUGAUAUGGUUGGAAGAAGCAUCUUGACCUACUUGCCUGACAUUGACAGGCUGCUUCAAAUGGCCAAAAUCAUGGAAGCCAUUAGAGUUACUGUUACGAUUCGGUCAGCACGAGACACCUUCCGUGAGCAAAUGUGCGGUACGCUUGUUGAAUGGUUGAGCGACAUAUCUGGCUGCUCCGUCGGACACGAUAGCAACAUUCUUAGACGAACUGUGUGUGACGAGAUGAUGAAAACAUGGCGACAGGGAAGUCUUGCCUCGCACACAGCUGGCCUGAUUGACGAUGAGGAUGAGGACGAUCAAAACAUGAUGUCCCGAACGAGGAUACACGGUGUAAAUGUGCGCUUUAUUAUGGCGUUACAAGCUGCAGCCGGCCCUGGCGGCACUCUCGAACUCGAUGUUGACGGAGAUGAUGACCCUGACGAAGAUCAAGACGAUGAUGCGGACAUGGGUGACAAUGACGGAGAUGAUGGUCAGUCCCCGACAAGCUCGGUGGCAGGCGGUGAUGAAGACGAGGACGACGAUGUCAUGAUGGUAGAUGCUAGAGGAGAUGUUGGUGAUCUCGGCAUGAACUGGUCACAGUCGGAUCAGGCUUUGGAAGAAGACGAGGCCACCAUGGCCGGCUAUCCUCCACCUCCGCCGCCGCCACCCGUUCAAGCAAGAGCAGCACCACGAGACCGUGACGGUACGCCUUCGGAUUCGGACACGGCCGACCCUUUGAUCGCACCUACAAUCUACGCCAAAGCGAAUGUCGACAUUCCGAAAACUCCUGGCAAAACAGAAAAGGUCACCCCGCGGCCCGGCAGGUACUGGAUCGAGACCCCGCAAGUUUACAUGCAGCGAGACAAUGUACCGCCUGCCGAGGAUGUAUUCCAACGCGUACGGCUCGAUUGGUUGCUUCUCUUUGACUUGCGGAUGUGGAAAAAGGUUAGGAUUGACCUUCGGUCCCUUUAUAUUUCGACAGUAGUGUCGGUUCCCGAGUUCAAGCGUGUUCUGGCCCUAAGAUUUGCCAGUCUGUACACCAUAUUGGCGCAGCUGUACCUUGUAGGCGACAGGGAGCCAGAUCAUUCCAUUAUCAACUUGUCACUGCAAAUGUUGACUACCCCUUCCAUUACUGCUGAAGUUGUGGAACGUGGCAACUUUAUGAGCAGCUUGCUAGCCAUCUUGUACACCUUCUUGACUACCAGGCAGGUUGGUCACCCGUGGGAUGUGUCCCCGGAUGCCGUCCUUGCAUUUGAAAGUGGAUCAGUGACCAAUCGCCGAAUGUAUCACUUCUACCAAGAUUUGAAAUAUCUCUUUGGCUCCCCCCACGUUCAGGAAAGAGUGAGGGCGGAGCCUAGAUAUUUGAUGCAGUUCUUGGACCUGGUAAAGCUUCACCAGUGCAUCGGACCAAACGUGCGAGCAGUCGUGGAGCAUGUCGAGUACGAAGCGGACUCUUGGAUAACAGCCUCGCUAGUGACACGACAAAUCAACCUCCAAGCACGGAAUCUUGCUGAAGCGUUCCGAGAUUGCCCCCCUGAUGAAAUACACUACCUCCAGCGAGCAAUACGCUUCACGGCCAAGACUGUAAUCUUGAAUUCCAUAGGUGCCGAACGCCAUAGAUUUAAGCAGGGGGAGAUCAAGGAUGAGGUCAAGUUCAAGACCCUGAGCGACUUUGAGUUUGACCCUGAAAAUACAUCCUAUCAAGUGGUCAAGUUUGUUGUUGAAAAGGACUCGAUAAGCUUCCACCACGCCUUGCACUAUACCUUGUCCUGGCUCAUUGAAUGCGGUCGUUCGCUCCCGGCAUCCAAUGUUAAGACUCUGAUGAGCUUCACUGGUCAAGAGCUGAGGUCAAAGCCAAGAUUAAUGGGCCGCCCACAGAUUCCGAGGAAGGACUACGACCCAGAAGACUACCUCGUGGCUGCCUUUGAUUUCCCUCUACGCGUCUGCGCUUGGCUGGCACAGAUCAAGGCCAACAUGUGGGUGCGAAAUGGAAUCAGUCUAAGGCACCAAGCGAGCACCUAUCGCGGCGUCGGGCAAAGAGACGUUUCGCACCACCGGGACAUCUUCCUUCUUCAGACUGCUAUGGUUGUAUGCAAUCCCGGCCGAGUCCUGGCUUCCAUCGUGGACCGAUUCGGUAUGGACAGCUGGGUAAAGGGACUGUUUGAGCUCAAGUCUGAGGCGCAGGAUGAUGCACAGCACCUUGACAUUGUUGAGGACAUGAUUCACCUUCUUAUUGUCCUCUUGAGCGAUCGUACGUCGCUCAUUGCACCCGAUGAAGAGCCGAAUUCCAAAAUGCUCGCCAUGCGACGAGACAUUACGCACGUCUUAUGCUUUAAGCCGCUCUCUUUCAACGAGAUUUGCGGUAAGCUACCAGAAAAGUACCAGGAGCAAGAAGACUUUCAUCGCGUCUUGGACGAAAUGGCGACUUUUAAACCCCCCGAGGGCGUUUCCGACGUGGGCACGUUUGAACUGCGCCAAGAAUUCAUUGAAGAGAUUGAUCCAUACAUUGCGCAUUACAACAAAAACCAGCGGGAAGAAUCAGAGAUGGCAUACCGAAAGAAGAUGGCGAAGACGACUGGCAAGACGGUCGAAGAGAUUGUCUACGAACCCAAGCACCGCCCCAUCCCGUCAGGCUUGUUUGAGAACCUCGGCCAGUUCACCAGAACCGGCAUGUUUGCCCAAAUCAUUUACUACUCCCUCCUGUAUCCCCUUGUCGCGCAAAGAUUUACACCGUCGGUGCCAUUUACCCGACUAGAAACUUUCUUGCAGGUGGUUUUGCAUCUAAUCCUCAUUGCUAUUCUCGAGGACAAGUCCAGCGAAAUCGAGUCUCUUGAGCAGCCGCCAAACUCCUUUGUCCAGAUUGCUCUCACCACCAUGGCUCGCAGCAACUUUAUGCCAGACGCGACCAAUUCCCGAACCAUUGUAUCUUUGUUGACGUUAAUGUCGAACAAGGAGGAAUUCAAGGCAGCUCACCCCAAGAUUGCGCUGGUCCUGCGGCGACUGAGGCAAAAGCGACCACAAGCCUUCGAGUUGUCCUUUGUGAAUCUUGGCAUUUCAGUCGACCGGGUCGAUACCGCGUCCCCGGCCAACAAUUCCGUGGAAGAGGAGCGGGAGAGGCGCAAAAAGGCUGCCUUGAGCCGUCAGGCCAAGGUAAUGGCGCAGUUCCAGCAACAACAAAAGAGUUUUCUUGAAAAUCAAGGCACCAUUGAUUGGGGCUCCGACUUGGAUGAGGACGAAGACGAAAUGGAGCAGUCAGAAGACCGAAAGCACAACUGGAAGUACCCGACAGGAACUUGUAUCUUGUGCCAGGAGGAAGCUGAUGAUAGGAGACUUUAUGGCACAUUUGCGCUUCUCAACGAAAGCCGCGUACUUCGACAGACCGAUUUCCAAGACCCCGAUCUGGUGCGAGAAGCUUCACAGACACCUUGCAACCUAGACCGAUCGGCUGAAGACAUUCGGCCGUUUGGGAUUGCUCGUGAGAAUCGAAAAAUGGUAGAAAAGCUCAAUGCGAGCGGAGAGACUUUUCUAGCUGAGCGACAGACUAUUGGCAAGGGUUUCAAACCCAACCUUUGCCGACCUGGCCCUGUUGCCAGCGGAUGUGGGCACAUGAUGCACUACCGGUGUUUCGAAGCAUAUUACGAAGCGACAAACCGGAGGCAUACUCACCAAAUUGCACGGCAUCACCCAGAAGACACGCGGCGUAAUGAAUUCGUGUGUCCGCUCUGCAAGGCCCUGGGCAACGCAUUCCUCCCCAUUAUAUGGAAAGGCUUGGAAGAGUCGUACCCUAGUUAUCUGCAACCUUCAAAAUCAUUCGGAGAUUUCCUUGACAUGAAGAUGGGCUCCGCGUAUUGGCUGCAAGGGGGUAAGGCUCCCGAGGUUGACUCGCCCGGCCUUCCAAACAUGUACACCCCCAGCGUGCCCGGCAGCUUGGUGGAAACUCUGACGAACCAACAGCCUGAAGGCGAGAUUUCGUGGGGGAGGGAUGAUCCUGACGCACAGUCGUCUGUACUUGGAACGCCCGCAAGCUCCUCGUUCUCCACGGCUGGCACCCCUGAGCCGGGUAACUCUGUCGCGGCUGCUGCCCCCAACAAUCAAAUACUGGGAGACUUGAAGUCGGCAUACCGACGCCUCAGGGACACUUUACGGGUGAAUGGACUGCACACUAGACACCCGAACGACGCUAAGACUACCGGCGGUGAUGACCUUUAUUCGAGCGAUACCCUGGUGCAAGCCGUUGGCUUUACCAUUUCGUCUGUGGAAAUCCAGCAACGUGGCGUCGAAGUCCAGCCUGGAAUGACACUGUUGGACAAAAUUCCCGAGCAAGUGCUGAUGCACCUGCGCGUUCUCUCGGAAACUGCGUCCUCCUACAUUGCUGUGGGAGCCGGCCAUACUGACGGGGUGCCGAAUCGCAUCGAAGAAGAAUUCACCCGUGACAGUGAGAGACAGCACUGCCAGUUGUUCAUGUGUCGAUACGUGGGAGCCCAAGACAUCUUGACCCCUGUUGUCCGGCGACCCUUGGACGCUUAUCCACCGCUGUUGAGUCUUGAUCCAUUCACCUUUCUGGUUGAGUGUACGUAUGGUCUCGUACCAGCCUACAACGCCGACAUUUUUCACCUGCUGCGGCUCUGCUACCUGGCUGAGCUUAUCAAGGUAGUCUUCCACAUGGGGCGAAAUGUGCCGUUUAGCAUGUGGAUAGAGGGCCUCGCUAGUAGGCACUCGCAGGACCCGGCCAUGCACAACUUUGCAAAUUUCGCCCUGGCAGUUACCAAGUGUGGGAUGGAGCUCGAGGUUGCCAACUUUGGCAAAACCGACGAUACCGAAGGCGAGAAUAGGGGCUUCCAACAGCCAGGUGUUGACACAUUGGAAAGCUGGUACACUUUUGUCAAGAAGUAUGCCUUGACCUUUUUGCGGAAAAGCGUCGUGUUCCUAUACGUCAAGUAUGGUGUCGACUUUAAUAGCCACAUUUCAUCGAGUCAGGAUGCAGACGCAGACGAACUCGACCGUCUGACAGAGGCGCUUCGGCUGCCCACCUUUGAUGAAAUGUGCGCGUCCAUGACGGAAAAUGCACCGGCUUGUAGCUGGCCAGAUUCAACGUAUGAUCUGGUCUCGGGUUGGAUUAAGCAUCAGGUGGUGUGGCCCAAUGGAUAUGGAGACAUGAGCCCGUCAGCUCUUGUUAGCCAUCCAGGCAUUUUCGAGCUCAUCGGUCUCCCAAAAACGUAUGACACCUUGAUUGAGGAGUCGAUCAGGAGGAAGUGUCCAUCCACGGGUAAAGACCUCACGGAUCCCGUCAUUUGCUUGUUUUGCGGCGAAAUAUUUUGUAGUCAGAGCAACUGCUGCCAGAAACCCGAAACAAUUGGGAGGGAGACCACUAGAAUUGGUGGUGCGCAGCAGCAUAUGCGAAAGUGUCAACAAAACAUUGGUGUAUACUUGAAUGUACGAAAGUGUUCAACAGUCUACCUCUUCCGACAGUCUGGGUCAUACGCCUCGGCGCCGUACAUUGAUAAAUACGGCGAGACAGAUCCCCAACUGCGUCACGGCCGACAACUCUUCUUGAACCAGAAGAGAUAUGACUCCAUGAUACGAAAUACAGUAUUAAAUCACGGUGUUCCCAGUCUUAUUAGCCGCAAACUGGAGGCCGAGAUCAACAACGGGGGGUGGGAUACUUUGUAA